Belonocnema kinseyi is the source of this 837-nucleotide messenger RNA. RefSeq lists its product as uncharacterized. NCBI's taxonomy places the organism in Eukaryota, Metazoa, Arthropoda, Insecta, Hymenoptera, Cynipidae. Bases 364 to 762 code for a protein of 132 amino acids. The transcript has 3 exons. The record is from RefSeq and is a predicted model, not a curated record.
UGGCUCACCGGUAAGCGUUUUUACUCAAAUGAGGAGCUCAUGGAAGGGUGUUUUUAUAUUUUUCAAAUUAUGAUGAAGAAGAGUUUUAUAAAAUGACGCAGAUGACAGUGAAUCAAUUUCAAAAACUUUAUAAAAUUGUAGGACCUCGACUAGUGAAAACUAGUCUGAGACGACCAUUGCCAUCGGAGCUUCUACUAGCUCUCACAAUGACACUCGGUUAGUGGUGAAUCUUCAUUUCAAAAUACCGAUUUAUUUCAAACUCUGGAAACUGGUGAAGCUGACAUUCCCGGCAAUGGUAUUCUUCCGCGCUCUAAUAUUCCUUUGCCACACUUCUUCAUAGGGGAUGAAAUUUUUACAAGAAGAAUGUAUAUGAUGAAAACUUUUGCUAGGCGCAAUGGCCUUACGGACAGACAAAAGGCCUUCAAUUAUAGGUUAUCUAGAGCCCGAAAUUUUAUUGAAGACAGUUUUGGAAUACUAACAGCGAGAUGGCAAAUUCUCCAAAAUCGAUUGGAUUAUAAAUUGGAAACUUCAAUAUCCAUAGUGCGUGCACUUGUAUGUCUGCAUAGCUUUAUCAUCGCUGAUGAACUCCCGCAACGUGAGCGUAAUAGGCUAAAUGGUGUUCCUACUGCCCGCGGCAGAUACAGAGAGGACCUAGUCGAGAAUGAAAUCAUCGACGAGGAAGUGAAUAUUCCUGCCGACGUUGAAGAACAAAGCGAAACAUUGGCGGAUUAUUUUACGUUGCCGGAAGGUGGACUUCGUUAAAAUCUUCCAACCAAUAACUUCUCAUUAUGAGAAUGUAAAAAAUAUCGUUAUGGUCUUUUUUGCAAACGAUAACAU